Messenger RNA from Suhomyces tanzawaensis NRRL Y-17324, 1515 nucleotides. RefSeq names its product metalloaminopeptidase (gene LAP41). NCBI's taxonomy places the organism in Eukaryota, Fungi, Ascomycota, Pichiomycetes, Serinales, Debaryomycetaceae. Gene Ontology annotation, biological process: proteolysis. Gene Ontology annotation, cellular component: fungal-type vacuole. The record is from RefSeq and is a predicted model, not a curated record. Bases 1 to 1515 code for a protein of 504 amino acids. The transcript has a single exon. Gene Ontology annotation, molecular function: metalloaminopeptidase activity; zinc ion binding.
AUGAACAAAGACAUUAGUUUGGUCCUCAAGGACCUCUUACAGGCCAUUGAGAACACUCAGGCCCCACAAGUGGCCUCGGCUCCCACCAAUGCCACCACCUCCUCCGCAAACGCCGUCUCCACCUCCAAGCCCAUCCUGGCCUACUCCCAGGAGUACAUUGACUUCACCUACACCAGCCCCACCAUCUACCACGUCGUGGCCCACUUCAAGAAGCAGCUUGGUGAUGCUGGUUUCUCGUACGUGUCGGAACAGGAAGACUGGUCCAAGUUGAGUGCUGGCAAGUAUUUCACCAUCAGAAACGGGUCUGCGCUUGCCGCCUUCGUGGUGGGCAAGAACUGGAAGCCUGCGAAUGGUAUUGGUGCAAUUGUGUCACACAUCGACUCAUUGACCGCCAAAUUGAAGCCUGCCUCCGUCAAGCAGUCGGUGGAGGGCUACGAAUUGUUGGGAGUCGCCCCUUAUGCAGGCACUUUGGGAUGGCUCUGGUACGACAGAGACUUGGGACUUGGUGGUAAGGUGUUGGUCAAGCAGGACGGAAAGGUCACUGCCAAGUUGGUGGACUCUACCCCCCACCCAAUUGCCCACAUUCCCACCUUGGCUCCUCACUUUGGCGAACCUUCCCAGAGCUCCAACCGCGAAACCAACUCGGUUCCAGUGGUGGGAUACUCUGCUGGCAAGCAAGAAGAGGCCACUGACGAAGAGAAGAGCGCUCCCUUGUACGGCAAGCACUCGUUGACUUUGUUGAGAUAUGUGGCCAACAAGCUUGGCGUCAAGGUUUCGGAAAUCCUCCAAUGGGACUUGGAAAUUUACGACAUUCAGAAGGGAACUAUUGGUGGGUUGAACGACGAAUUCUUGUACGCUCCCAGAAUUGACGAUAGAAUCUGUUCUUGGGCUGGUAUCCAAGCGUUGAUCGAAGCCGAGCAUGACGACUUACUUGCAUCGGACUCUUUCUCGGUUGUCGGGUUGUUUGACCACGAGGAAAUCUCCUCGCUUACCAGAACAGGUAUCAAGGGUGGCCUUGUAGAGCUGGUGGUGUCCAGAGUCGUCCAGGCUGUGCACCCAGACAAGGCCAACAUCGAAGAGGAAUUGAGAUUGACCUACGCUAAUUCGUUCAUCGUGUCUGCCGAUGUGAUCCACGCGUUCCAUCCAAACUACGCCAGCGUCUACUUGGAGGGCCACAAGCCUCUUCCAAACACUGGUAUCUCCAUUACCUUGGACGCCAAUGGCCAUAUGGCUACCGACGCGGUGGGUGUGGCAUUGGUGGAGGAAAUCGCCAGAAAGAACGGUGAUGCCGUGCAAUACUUCCAGAUCAGAAAUGACUCGCGUUCUGGAGGAACCAUUGGUCCUUCCAUCUCGUCGCAAACCGGGGCUAGAACCAUCGACUUGGGUAUUCCUCAGCUCUCCAUGCACUCCAUCAGGGCCACCACCGGUAGCAAGGAUGUAGGUUUGGGACUCAAGUUCUUCAAGGGGUUCUUUGCUGACUGGCAGAGUACCUACAAAAACUUCAACGAUCUCUAA